AUGGUCCAAUCCGCAGUCCUCGGUUUCCCUCGCAUGGGAGCCAACCGUGAGCUCAAGAAGGCCACGGAGGCUUAUUGGGGUGGCAAGCUGUCUCAGGCCGACCUCCUGAGUGAGGCCAAGCGUCUUCGUCUCGCCCACUGGAAGAUCCAGAAGGAUGCCGGCGUCGACGUGAUCCCCAGCAACGACUUUGCCCUCUACGAUCAGGUCCUGUGCCACAUCCAGGACUUCGGCGCUGUUCCCGAACGGUACACCAGGGAUGGCCUUGGUGUCGUUGACCAAUAUUUUGCCAUGGGCCGUGGCCACCAGAAGGAGGGCGUUGAUGUUCCCAGCCUGGAGAUGGUCAAGUGGUUCGACUCAAACUACCACUAUGUCAAGCCUACUUUCCAGGACAACCAGACCUUCAAGCUGGUUGACAGCCCCAAGGCCCUCGUCGAGUUCAAAGAGGCCAAGGAGGCUGGCAUCUCCACGCGCCCCGUCCUUGUCGGUCCCGUGAGCUUCCUCCAUCUCGGCAAGGCCGACCGCGAUCAGUCUGUCGACCCCAUCGAUUUGCUAGAGAAGCUCCUUCCCGUCUACGAGCAGCUUCUAGCCAAGCUCAAGGAGGCCGGUGCCGACACCGUCCAGAUUGACGAGCCCGUCCUCGUCUUUGACCUCCCUGCCAAGACAAAGGCGGCCUUCAAGCCCGCCUACGAGAAGUUUGCCAGCCUCGGCGGCAAGAUUCCCAAGCUUUUCUUCACCACCUAUUUCGGCGACAUUGUUCACAACCUGGAUCUCCUUCCCAAGGACGUGUAUGGGGUCCACAUUGACCUUGUCCGCAACCCUGAGCAGCUCCAGACCGUUAUUGGCGCUCUUGGGCCCAAGACUAUUCUGUCGGCCGGUGUUGUCGACGGCCGCAAUAUCUGGAAGACCAACAUGAAGUCUGCCAUUGAGAUUGUCGAGUCGGCCGUCCAGAAGCUUGGCAAGGACCGCGUCGUCGUCGCCACCUCAAGCUCUCUCCUCCACACCCCUCACACCUUGGCCAGCGAGAAGAAGCUGGACGCUGAGAUAGCGGACUGGUUCUCCUUUGCCUGCGAAAAGGCCGUCGAGAUUGCCCUCAUUGCCAAGGCCGUUACCGAGGGCCCUGCCGCCGUCCGCCAACAGCUUGAGGCCAAUGCCAAGUCCAUGCAGUCCCGAGCCACAUCGACCCGAACCAACGAUCCCAAGGUCAAGGAACGUCAGUCCAAGGUCACCGAGCAGGAUCACAAGCGCAAGUCGGAAUUCACGACUCGCAUCACUGCCCAGCAGAAGAAGCUCAACCUUCCUCUGUUCCCGACAACCACCAUUGGCUCGUUCCCUCAGACCAAGGAAAUCCGCGCUCAGCGAAACAAGCUCUCCAAGAGCGAAAUCACCACCGAGGAAUACGACAAAUUCAUAGAGCAGGAGAUUCGGGACAACGUCAAGAUUCAGGAGGAGCUUGGCCUCGACGUCUUUGUCCACGGCGAGCCCGAGCGCAACGACAUGGUUCAGUACUUUGGCGAGCGUCUGGAUGGCUAUACCUUCACCACCCACGCUUGGGUGCAGAGCUACGGUUCGCGCUGCGUGCGACCCCCUAUCAUCGUCGGCGACAUCUCUCGUCCCGCUCCCAUGACCGUCAAGGAGUCCAAGUACGCCGUGUCGGUUUCCAAGAAGCCCAUGAAGGGCAUGCUGACGGGUCCUGUCACCUGCCUGCGGUGGUCUUUCCCCCGCGACGAUGUUCACCAGUCCGUCCAGGCUCAGCAGCUGGCCCUGGCUCUGCGAGACGAGGUCGUCGACCUCGAGAAGGCCGGCGUCGAUGUCAUCCAGGUCGACGAGCCCGCGCUUCGCGAGGGCCUGCCCCUUCGCUCCGGAAAGGAGCGCGACGCCUACCUGGACUGGGCCGUCAAGGCGUUCAAGCUGUCCACCUCGGGUGUUGAGGACUCGACCCAGAUCCACUCUCACUUCUGCUACUCCGAAUUCCAGGACUUUUUCCAUGCCAUUGCCGCCCUUGACGCCGAUGUCUUGUCGAUUGAGAACAGCAAGUCUGACGCCAAGCUCCUUCGCGUCUUUGUCGACUCGGCGUACCCUCGCCAUAUUGGUCCUGGCGUGUACGAUAUCCACUCCCCCCGCGUCCCCAGCCAGGAAGAGAUCAAGCACCGCAUCGAGGAGAUGCUGCGCUACCUCAAGCCUGAGCAGCUGUGGAUCGACCCUGAUUGCGGCCUCAAGACCCGCCAGUGGAAGGAAACAAAGGAGGCUCUGACUAACAUGGUCAACGCCGCCAAGGAGUUCCGCGCCAAGUACACCAAAUAA
Molecule: messenger RNA, 2301 nt
Organism: Hirsutella rhossiliensis
Lineage: Eukaryota; Fungi; Ascomycota; Sordariomycetes; Hypocreales; Ophiocordycipitaceae
Product: cobalamin-independent synthase, catalytic domain-containing protein
Exons: 3
Coding region: 1-2301 (766 amino acids)
Molecular function (GO): 5-methyltetrahydropteroyltriglutamate-homocysteine S-methyltransferase activity; zinc ion binding
Source: RefSeq, a predicted model, not a curated record